CCAGACCUAAAAGCAGGAGCACGUUUGCUUUCACAGCCUUCGCUGGUAUUCAAACGAUAUCUCAGCACCUCUGGCGGGCGCGGGAGCCUGCCGUCCCGAGACGAGCGCACCCACAAACAUAUUCUCCGCGGUGAACAACUUCUUCGCUGAUUCACCUCUGGUGAAUCAGCUCAAAGGCAUCAUGACUCGACAAACAAGCAGCAGCGGGGGUGAGCCGGGCCCCCCUGACGACACCACUCGACCUAACAGCAGAGAGCCGCCCGCGCUGGCUCUCAGUCCUUCUGAGAGCGUGAUCUCAGACCGAUCGAUCACACCAUCCAGACAGCAGCAACCCCGUCAAGUGACCUUCCUGAAGCCCGCGGCGGACACUACUCUGGAUAGAAAGGCUUCCAUCGUCGACGAGACCACUGGCAUUACCAGGACUCAGAUGAAAGAGUUCCGCGAAGCCUUCCGCCUGUUCGACAAGGACGGAGAUGGUACCAUCACGAAGGAGGAACUGGGACGGGUGAUGAGGAGUCUAGGCCAGUUCGCAAGGGUCGAAGAGCUGCAGGACAUGCUGCAAGAAGUGGACAGUGAUGGCGACGGCAACGUAAGCUUCGAAGAAUUCGUCAGCAUCCUCUCUAAAUCCAUGUCUGGUGCUGGUGGCGCCACCACAUCCGCGGAGCAGGAGGAGAGGGAACUACGGGACGCGUUCAGAGUGUUUGACAAACACAACAGAGGGUACAUUUGUGCGUCAGACCUGCGCGCCGUGCUGCAAUGUUUGGGGGAAGACCUGUCUGAGGAAGAGAUUGAGGACAUGAUCAAAGAAGUAGAUUCGGACGGAGAUGGGCGUAUAGACUUUUUAGAGUUUGUCCGCGCCCUGGGCGAGCCAGAAGACGCGUGUGACGAUGAAGACGACGAGGACGCCACGGAGGCUGCAGACAUCUUGAUACAACGAACUAUCAUCGCUAACUAAAUUUAAUGUAGACUAAUUGUUUGUGCUUCACUGAUCCUAAGUAUUAACCUUGUUUGAUUGCCAUGACAGUCGAUUGCAGAUAAACCUGGCUGCACCCGGCUUUGGUUUAUAUUAACGUACUACUUAAAGCUAGGUAAAGAGUCUAGUGGUGGAAUAUAUCUUUUUAGCGCGUAUAAAGAUAUUGCUGAUUGAAGAGUAAAUAAUUUGCAAUAAUCUUAGAGAGAUUUAAAUUUGAAAGUUAUGCGUAUCACUCUUAACUUUUAAUUCGCCUUCUGUAACAUUUAUAGGAACAGCAGAAAAGUUGUAUUUUUCCAUCUAUUUAAAAUUUAAUUGCAUGAUUUAUAGGAAUGUGCAUCAUCAACAGUAAAAUUAUUUGAAAACAAAUGUUACAUAUUAUUUGAACUGUUAUGAUCAAUUGUUUUUUCAGUGAAGCAUAAACUUUUAACGAUAAAAACAUUUCGAUAAAACAUUCGCGAAUGUACAUUGCUUAUGAAUAUUCGGAAUUUUGUGAAUUUAACGAAUUAUAAUUACAUUUUAUUAAUAAUGUUAUUACAUUUUAAAUACUUGCGAAUGACUCCCAGUACCGACUAAUACCUAGUACUGUAUGCUAGAACUAUUAUAUUUAUUAUGGAACCCUAGUUUCUAAGGAUUUCUUUCAUCAGUAAGAAUUUUAAAGAUUGAGAAAUAUGUGCUUAGUUUCGUCGAUGAAUCUUGACGUGUAUGCAAACGACUGCAUGUGAUUGUUAGACGUAUCGAAGUCACUACAAUUGUAUGAAAUUAUCUGGUUGUGCUUCAAACUUGUAUGAUGGAUCAUAAGAUAAUUAUAUCUUCUAUUCAUAUAUCUAUUUAGAAAUAUAUUGAUAAAUCAGGACCAUUUAAUCUACUUAAUUAUUAUGAAGAUUCGCAUAUCAAGAAUUCAUAUUGCGCAAUAUUUGCUAGUAGAUUUUAAAAUUUUAUUAUUCACGAAAAAAUAUUAAUAAAAAAAACAAAUAAUUCAUAAUUAAACGAUAUACUACCUUUUAAAUUUAUCAUGAAAAUUAAUAUAUCUUAAGAGUUUUACUUUUAUGGACAAUAUAUUAAUUCUAUAAAUUAACAAUAAAUGUUACAAGACAUGAGUUAUAAAUUUACUCUUUAUUCUUUUAUAAAAUAAUAGACCUCGCGUAUUUACC
This is a messenger RNA of Amyelois transitella, 2124 nucleotides long. RefSeq names its product neo-calmodulin. The transcript has 8 exons. The coding region runs from base 182 to 955 and encodes 257 amino acids. The record is from RefSeq and is a predicted model, not a curated record. Lineage: Eukaryota; Metazoa; Arthropoda; Insecta; Lepidoptera; Pyralidae. Gene Ontology annotation, molecular function: calcium ion binding; enzyme regulator activity.